AUAAAAAAAAAAAUAAAAAUAAAAAUAAAAACAAAAACAAAAAUGCAUCGGCCCUGCGCCACUUUACGAAGAACGCCGUCACAAACGACAAAACGUACCGUCCGUAUGCCCGGCACGUGCAACUCAUUUUCCUUUCCACCGUCCGAUCAACUUCGCAUGCCUUUCAAAUUUCCGCCGGACCCCACCCGUGAUUCCCGAUAUUACACUACUCAUGCAGAUAGUCCCCCCGCAACUGCCGACCUCGCCCACGUUUUCCUUAACAACCUAGGGUUUCAUUGAAUUUGCGCGAGCAGGACGAAGAAGACGAAGAAGACGAAGAAGACGAAGCUGGACUGAAAUCCAAAAGUCUCUCAGCUUGCCAAUUAGGACAUCGCCUCAAAAUGGGCUCUUGCUGCUUCGACCGAGCUGAAGCGGUCCUUAGCUCUGACUGGUCCGACCAAGAUCAGGCCAUGGCGGUCGCCGUCUUAGGCCUCAACGCUUUCGAAUACCUCCAAACCUCCCGAGUCUCCUCUGACAGCCUCGUUUGCUCUGCCGGAGCAGCAGCCGAUCUUCAAACGAAGCUCAUUAACCUCGUGGAGUCCCCCGGCGGAGCCGGCUGGUCCUUCGCCAUCUUCUGGCAAAUAUCCCGGUUUAAAUCCGGCGAUCUCGUUCUCGGCUGGGGAGAUGGGCAUCUCCGUGAGCCGGAGAUCGAGAGUCUCGGUUCCCUCGAUGAUGUGCAGCAAAAGAUGAGGAAGCGGGUGCUGCAGAAGCUUCAUUUACUUCACGGAGGAUACGAAGACGACAACUACGCUCUCGGACUCGAUUGCGUUACUGAUACUGAGAUGUUCUUUCUCGCUUCUAUGUACUUCGCCUUUCCUGACGGCGAAGGUGCACCCGGCCGAGCUCUGCUCCACCGUAAACACAUAUGGAAUGAUCCUCUAUCGGAGAAUUACUGUGUUCGGGCAUUUCUUGCGAAGGCUGCAGGAUUUCGGACUAUUGUUCUGGUGCCAUUUGAGAAUGGGGUUCUUGAAUUAGGUUCUGUGGAUGUUAUACCGGAAAGCAUGGAAGCUUUGAUGAUGAUUAGGAGUGUGUUCUCCAAGGGGGCGGAGUGGUUGAAGGUCUUUGGGAAUGAUUUAGAGAUUGAGCGAGCAGAGAGACCUUCUGGGCUCAUUGCAAACAACAGAGAAGCUGUCAAUUGGAAUAAAAAUCGCAGCUUUGUUCCCCAACAUUUGAAAGCUAGAAAUGGGUUGGCAGUAAUGAGAGGGGAAGUAAAGCCAAAAGGGCAGGGCUUUGUUCACAAACAUCAGCAGCCUUCUCCUGCAUCAAAAAGGAUUGAUUUUGCCAGCCAUGAAAACUCUGAUGCGGAGGCUUCUUGCAAGGAGGAUAAACCUAGUAUAAUAGAUGAGCGCAGGCCGAGGAAGAGGGGACGGAAGCCGGCUAAUGGAAGAGAGGAGCCACUUAACCAUGUGGAAGCUGAGAGGCAGAGAAGGGAGAAACUGAACCAGCGGUUCUAUGCUCUGAGGGCUGUUGUCCCCAACAUUUCCAAAAUGGACAAGGCUUCGCUGCUUGGUGAUGCUAUUGGCUACAUUACUGACCUCCAGAAAAGGCUUAAAGAGAUGGAGUCCAGAACGAAGAUGACGCCAGAUGUUGAAGUGCAGACGGGGCAAGAGGAGUUAAUUGUUCAGGUCAAUUGUCCUUUGGAUAGUCACCCAGCUUCCGUUGUCAUUCAAGCAUUCAAUGAGCUGCAGUUCACUUCUGUCGAGUCGAAGAUGUCAGCUACAGAUGACUGUGUCUUCCACACAUUUGUGGUGAAGUUGCCUGGCGGCACCGAGCAGGCUGCAAAGGAGAAGUUUUUUACUGUCAUUUCUUGCCAAAUGAAUCCUUCUGCACAGUAGAAUUGGACUUUAGACGUGGUCUAAUUAGCCUCAAGACUAAAUAGGAAACAUUAGGAAACCUUCCAUGAAUGUUUCAUGUUUUUUGCCAUAUUUUCUGUUUUAAAAUGUUAUAGAAAGAGAGACAGGACAGACCUGUUAUUCAGCUUUUUUUUUUUUUUUGUAUACAGUCUUUUCUCAAGAAUCUUAUUUUACAAUUGCAAAGCAUUAUCUGUUUUAUCUUCCUAGUGCAGCAGCAUUGAGUAGGCAGAAACAUCAAACAUUCCACUGGCUUGUAUUCAUGAUUCUGUAUGGUUCUUGAUGUAUUUAAGAAAGUGUUAACUCUCUGCUGUGUUCAGUAACUAGAUCUAUGCAAGUGGAUAUGGGAUGUUAAUGGCUUCCCAAUAUUAUGCAAUAAUUUUGUACUCGGGUUGAGCUAUUUGUCUUCAUUUGUCAGUCAGAUUCAAUUCAUAAGCCAUAGAUGCAUCUCUUAUUGUUUGAGAUCGUUUAUUGUUCGCAAGUUAAUACAUGAUGGUUAAUAUAUCCGGACGGGUUCACUCGAUAAAUUAGGAAAUAAUUGCCCCCAUUUUCAAUACUAGAGGCCUUGGCUUUCCUUUUCAAUUUAUUUUCUAUCCAGACAACGAGAAAGUUCUUUGGAAUGUUUUAACAAGCAGCCUUAUCAUUUGGGAGAAAUGAUCCAUAUGGCUAGAUUUGGAGUAAAUGAGCCCUUUUUAUUUAUACUUUGUGGAAUUAUGCUCCUUAUUAUUAUUUACUUUAAUUCUAUUUAGUACUUGCUAUAUUUAGUAAUAGUAUAAAAAGG
Molecule: messenger RNA, 2670 nt
Organism: Phalaenopsis equestris
Lineage: Eukaryota; Viridiplantae; Streptophyta; Magnoliopsida; Asparagales; Orchidaceae
Product: transcription factor bHLH13-like
Exons: 1
Coding region: 381-1874 (497 amino acids)
Biological process (GO): regulation of DNA-templated transcription
Cellular component (GO): nucleus
Molecular function (GO): DNA-binding transcription factor activity; transcription cis-regulatory region binding; protein dimerization activity
Source: RefSeq, a predicted model, not a curated record